Molecule: messenger RNA, 7653 nt
Organism: Pseudoliparis swirei
Lineage: Eukaryota; Metazoa; Chordata; Actinopteri; Perciformes; Liparidae
Product: microtubule-associated protein futsch-like
Exons: 7
Coding region: 235-7653 (2472 amino acids)
Cellular component (GO): cytosolic small ribosomal subunit
Molecular function (GO): structural constituent of ribosome; RNA binding
Source: RefSeq, a predicted model, not a curated record
UCUGUCACUGCCAUCUCGGCUGAACGGAGACUGUUCAUUCCCAGCCACGCUGCAUGUAAGGGGUGUGUGUGUGUGGGAGGGGGGGUGGACAGCACACGUUUGACUUUGUUCAAGUCCAAUUUCACAGAGGAAUAUUCUUUUUUCAUUUGUUUUCUUCUUCACGACCUCCAAAGGAUCGGCAAGAACGAGGAAAAGAAAUUUUGCUUUUGAGAGAGCACACUGACAUAAAACACAAUGGUGGCUGGAAUGCUGAUGCCCAUGCGGGAACUGAGGGCCAUCUAUGAGAUCCUGUUUCGAGAUGGUGUCAUGGUGGCCAAGAAGGACAAGAGGCCUCAGACCAUGCACCCUGAGCUGGAAGGUGUGAGAAACCUACAAGUCAUCCGAGCCAUGGUGUCUCUCAAGUCUCGGGGCUAUGUGAAGGAGACAUUUGUCUGGAGACAUUUCUACUGGUACCUGACCAAUGAGGGCAUUGUGUACCUGCGUGACUACCUCCACCUGCCCCCUGAGAUUGUCCCCGCCUCCCUGCAAAGGAUGAAGAAGCCCGUCGCCACCAUGGCCUUUGGCCACCGGGGUGCACAUGUCCAAUCUGUGGACGGUCCUACAUCUUAUGUUCCCAAACCAGGACGCCGGGGCGAGGCGGAGAGCCAAGAGUCUCUGACUGAGCGUCACGGCUACCGCCAUACGACGAUGGGUCCCGGAGAAAAAGAGAGCUCCUCUGACAGCACCCCCAGGUUUAGGGGUCGCCCUCUGGCUGCAGAGCCAGUCAGGCCCAAAGCAUCAUGGGAGGUGGAGGACCAGCCUCAGCCUCUGUUAAGUAGUCGAGGGAGCAGCUUUAGAAGUGAGGCAGCGGUGGUAGAGGAGAGCAAAGUGAGAAGAUUCUCUCGCCAGCAUCCCGAUGGGAGCAGUGAGCGGUCAGCAGCAACAUCACAGGAGAGAAGAGUGUCUGAAGUCCAGAAGGAGAGGCCACCGACGUCGGUCCAGGUGGAGAGAGCAGCGUGGAAACAGGACGCGCCGCAGACCUCUCUGUCAUCAGUGUCUUCCAAGACGGCUCUACCAUUCACCAGAGCUUCAGGUGGUGCGACAUCAAAGAAUCCAGCUCAACCCUCCUCUCCGAAAACAAAUAAAGAGGAGCUCACGAUCGCUGAUGAACAGGUGUCCACGAAGCCUGGUUAUGUUGUAACAAGCAUCUCAGCUAUCACAACUCUUCCUGACGCAGAGAUCAAAGAGGAGAAGACACUAAAGGUGGCCAUGGAUCCAAUGAGACCUGCAGAGGUCAAGGCAACAGCUGAAACAGCAAAUUAUAAAGCAAAGCCCCAAACGGUUGAAACAAUGGCCGCUGCUGCGAAAAACACCGCCACAAAACCUGCCAAUAAAGAUGUCAAGGAAGAGAAGACUAAAAAGGUGAUUGUUGAUCCAGUUAAAUCUUCAGAGGUCAAGGCUUCAGCUAAAACAGCCACUGAUGACAUGAAGGUUCAGGCAGUUAUCACAAAGGUUUCUGCUCAGGAAACCUCCAAACUCCAUGCUGCCACUUCCACUUCCACCACUGUUAUCACACAACUAGUCACAAAUGAGUUCAAGGAAGAGAAGACUAAAGAGACAAUUGUUGAUCCAGUUAAAUCUUCAGAGGUCAAGGCUUCAGCUAAAACAGCCACUCAUUACAUGAAGGCCCAGACAGUUAGUACAGUGUCUGCUGUUCAGGAAACCUCCAAACUCUCUGCUGCCACUUCCACUUCCACCACUGUCAUCACACAACCUGCCAAUAAAGAUGUCAAGGAAGAGAAGACGAAAAAAGUGAUCGUUGAUCCAGUUAAAUCUGCAGAGGUCAAGGCUUCAGCUAAAACAGAAACUGAUGACAUGAAGGCCCAGCCAGUUAUCACAAAAGCUUCAGCUCAGGAAACCUCCAAACUCUCUGCUGCUACUUCCAAUUCCACCACUGUCUUCACACAACUAGUGACAAAAGAUGCAAAUGAAGAGAGGACAAAAAAGAUAAUUGUUGAUCCAGUUAAAUCUUCAGAGGUCAAGGCUACAGCUAAAACAGCCACUGAUGACAUGAAGGCCCAGACAGUAAGUACUGUGCCUGCUGCUCAGGAGACCUUCAAGCUCCUUUCUGCCAUUUCCACUUCCACUUCCGCCACUGUCAUCACAAAACCUGUCAAUAAAGAUGUCAAGGAAAAGAAAACUACUAAGGUGAUUGUUGAUCCAGUUAAAUCUUCAGAGGUCAAGGCUUCAGCUAAAACAGCCACUGAUGACAUGAAGGCCCAGACAGUUAUCGCAAAGGCUUCAGCUCAGGAAACCUCCAAACUCUCUGCUGCCACCUCCACUUCCACCACUGUCAUCACACAACUAGUGACAAAAGAUGUCACGGAAGAGAAGACUAAAAAGGUGAUUAUUGAUUCAGAGGUCAAGGUUUCCGCUAAAACAGCCACUGAUGACAUGAAGGCCCAGACAGUUAUCGCAAAGGCUUCAGCUCAGGAAACCUCCAAACUCUCUGCUGCCACCUCCACUUCCACCACUGUCAUCACACAACUAGUGACAAAAGAUGUCACGGAAGAGAAGACUAAAAAGGUGAUUAUUGAUUCAGAGGUCAAGGUUUCCGCUAAAACAGCCACUGAUGACAUGAAGGCCCAGACAGUUAUCGCAAAGGCUUCAGCUCAAGAAACCUCCAAACUCUCUGCUGCCACUUCCACUUCCACCACUGUCAUAACAAAACUAGUCAAAAAAGAUGCAAAUGAAGAGAGGACAAAAAAGACGAUUGUUGGUCCAGUUAAAUCGUCAGAGGUCAAGGCUUCAGCUAAAACCACAACUGAUGACAUGAAGGCCCAGACAGUUAUCGCAAAGGCUUCAGCUCAGGAAACCUCCAAACUCUCUGCUGCCACCUCCACUUUCACCACUGUCAUCACACAACUAGUGACAAAAGAUGUCACGGAAGAGAAGACUAAACAGGUGAUUGUUUAUCCAGUUAAACCUGCAGAGGUCAAAGCUACAGCUCAAACAGCCACUGAUGACAUGAAGGCCCAUCCCGGUAUUACAGUGCCUGCUGCUCAGGAAACCUCCAAAUUCCCUGCUGCCACUCCCAUCCCUGUCAUCACAACACACGUCAAAGGAGAGAAGCCUAGAAGAGCAAAGGUUAAUGAGGAACCAGUUAAACCGGCAGAACCGAAGGCCCCAGUUGAAGUCAAAAUGGAUGUUGAGAGGGCCAAGACAACUGCUCAAGUAACUGUCAACCAGGAGUCCACCAAACCACAGCCCAGCAGUACCACCAGUGAGGCAGUGAAGGAGAUCUCUAAAGUAAAAGAGACCCAGGAGACCACCAAACCACAGCCCAGCAGUACCAUCAGUGAGGCAGUGAAGGAGAUCUCUAAAGUAAAAGAGACUCAGGAGACCACCAAACCACAGCCCAGCAGUACCACCAGUGAGGCAGUGAAGGAGAUCUCUAAAGUAAAAGAGACCCAGGAGACCACCAAACCACAGCCCAGCAGUACCAGCAGUGAGGCAGUGAAGGAGAUCUCUAAAGUAAAAGAGACCAAGGAGACCACCAAACCACAGCCCAGCAGUACCACCAGUGAGGCAGUGAAGGAGAUCUCUAAAGUAAAAGUCACCCAGGAGACCACCAAACCACAGCCUAGCAGUACCACCAGUGAUGCAGUGAAGGAGAUCUCUAAAGUAAAAGAGACACAGGAGUCCACCAAACCACAGCCCAGCAGUACCACCAGCGAGGCAGUGAAGGAGAUCUCUAAAGUAAAAGAGACCCAGGAGACCACCAAACCACAGCCUAGCAGGACCAUCAGCGAGGCAGUGAAGGAGAUCUCUAAAGUAAAAGUGACCCAGGAGACCACCAAACCACAGCCUAGCAGUACCACCAGUGAGGCAGUGAAGGAGAUCUCUAAAGUAAAAGUGACCCAGGAGACCACCAAACCACAGCCCAGCAGUACCUUAAGCGAGGCAGUGACGGAGAUCUCUAAAGUAAAAGUCACCCAGGAGACCACCAAACCACAGCCUAGCAGUACCACCAGUGAGGCAGUGAAGGAGAUCUCUAAAGUAAAAGAGACCCAGGAGACCACCAAACCACAGCCCAGCAGUACCUUAAGCGAGGCAGUGAAGGAGAUCUCUAAAGUAAAAGAGACCAAGGAGACCACCAAACCACAGCCCAGCAGUAGCACCAGCGAGGCAGUGAAGGAGAUCUCUAAAGUAAAAGUCACCCAGGAGACCACUAAACCACAACCUAGCAGUACCACCAGUGAGGCAGUGAAGGAGAUCUCUAAAGUAAAAGUCACCCAGGAGACCACCAAACCACAACCUAGCAGUACCACCAGUGAUGCAGUGAAGGAGAUCUCUAAAGUAAAAGAGACCCAGGAGACCACCAAACCACAGCCCAGCAGUACCACCAGUGAGGCAGUGAAGGAGAUCUCUAAAGUAAAAGUCACCCAGGAGACCACCAAACCACAGCCCAGCAGUACCUUAAGCGAGGCAGUGAAGGAGAUCUCUAAAGUAAAAGUCACCCAGGAGACCACCAAACCACAACCUAGCAGUACCACCAGUGAGGCAGUGAAGGAGAUCUCUAAAGUAAAAGUGACCCAGGAGACCACCAAACCACAGCCCAGCAGUACCUUAAGCGAGGCAGUGAAGGAGAUCUCUAAAGUAAAAGAGACCAAGGAGACCACCAAACCACAGCCCAGCAGUACCACCAGUGAGGCAGUGAAGGAGAUCUCUAAAGUAAAAGAGACCCAGGAGACCACCAAACCACAGCCCAGCAGUACCACCAGCGAGGCAGUGAAGGAGAUCUCUAAAGUAAAAGUCACCCAGGAGACCACUAAACCACAACCUAGCAGUACCACCAGUGAUGCAGUGAAGGAGAUCUCUAGAGUAAAAGAGACCCAGGAGACCACCAAACCACAACCUAGCAGUACCACCAGUGAUGCAGUGAAGGAGAUCUCUAAAGUAAAAGAGACCCAGGAGACCACCAAACCACAGCCCAGCAGUACAACCAGCGAGGCAGUGAAGGAGAUCUCUAAAGUAAAAGUGACCCAGGAGACCACCAAACCACAGCCCAGCAGUACCUUAAGCGAGGCAGUUAAGGAGAUCUCUAAAGUAAAAGAGACCCAGGAGACCACCAAACCACAGCCCAGCAGUACCUUAAGCGAGGCAGUGAAGGAGAUCUCUAAAGUAAAAGAGACCCAGGAGUCCACCAAACCACAGCCCAGCAUUACCACCAGUGAGGCAGUGAAGGAGAUCUCUAAAGUAAAAGAGACCCAGGAGACCACCAAACCACAGCCCAGCAGUACCACCAGCAAGGCAGUGAAGGAGAUCUCUAAAGUAAAAGUGACCCAGGAGACCACCAAACCACAGCCCAGCAGUACCUUAAGCGAGGCAGUGAAGGAGAUCUCUAAAGUAAAAGAGACCCAGGAGUCCACCAAACCACAGCCCAGCAUUACCACCAGUGAGGCAGUGAAGGAGAUCUCUAAAGUAAAAGAGACCCAGGAGACCACCAAACCACAGCCCAGCAGUACCACCAGCAAGGCAGUGAAGGAGAUCUCUAAAGUAAAAGUCACCCAGGAGACCACCAAACCACAGCCUAGCAGUACCACCAGCGAGGCAGUGAAGGAGAUCUCUAAAGUAAAAGAGACACAGGAGUCCACCAAACCACAGCCCAGCAGUACCACCAGCGAGGCAGUGAAGGAGAUCUCUAAAGUAAAAGUGACCCAGGAGACCACCAAACCACAGCCCAGCAGUACCUUAAGCGAGGCAGUGAAGGAGAUCUCUAAAGUAAAAGAGACACAGGAGUCCACCAAACCACAGCCCAGCAGUACCUUAAGCGAGGCAGUGAAGGAGAUCUCUAAAGUAAAAGUGACCCAGGAGACCACCAAACCACAGCCCAGCAGUACCACCAGUGAGACAGUGAAGGAGAUCUCUAAAGUAAAAGUGACCCAGGAGACCACCAAACCACAGCCUAGCAGUACCACCAGUGAGGCAGUGAAGGAGAUCUCUAAAGUAAAAGUGACCCAGGAGACCACCAAACCACAGCCCAGCAGUACCUUAAGCGAGGCAGUGAAGGAGAUCUCUAAAGUAAAAGAGACCCAGGAGAUCACCAAACCACAGCCCAGCAGUACAACCAGUGAGACAGUGAAGGAGAUCUCUAAAGUAAAAGAGACCCAGGAGACCACCAAACCACAGCCUAGCAGUACCACCAGCGAGACAGUGAAGGAGAUCUCUAAAGUAAACGUCACCCAGGAGCCCGUUGGGACCAAAGUGACUUCACUGAAUCUCUCAUCAAAGCCCAAAACUGAUGAAGCUCCCCAGAAAACCACGACGAAAGACGAACACACAGAGCCAGAAGAGGUGCUUAAAGUCUCCGUGCAGGGUGUCACACCCCCUCAACUCAAGAACGCUGCAGAGGAAUCUUCAAAGGGUAAAAAGAAAGGGAGGGGGAAGAAGCCGGCUCAGGCAGCGGCAUCAGACACCGUAAACACAAAGCCUGUGUUUUCGGCUUCGGCCUGCCCUGACAUUACGCCGUCGCCCAAGGGCACUGUUAAAGACGGCCGUGUCACCACCUCCGAAGUGCCUGAACUGAGCGUUUCUGCAGAGAAGACCCCCGAAAGAAUGUGCAAUGUGCAGCAGGAAGCCGGGCAGGCAGCAGCAGCGGCGGCAGCAGCUGUGGUCUGUGAGGCCCCGGCAGACAAAGGGGAGGUGGAGCCACCGGGGCUCUCUGCAGGAAAAGUCAAGCGGGAGGUUCCGAAAGCAAAAACUUCCUCCACUGCGAGGGAAGCGCCCGCAGUCGGAGGAUUUGCGUCAGCGGCGAGAGCGGAGGCAGAGGCAGAGGCAGCUGCAGCUCAAACACGGGCCGGCCCACUUGGCAAGCGACAGGAGCCUCCCAGAGUUGCACAACGUUCAGCCCGUCAGGCAGCAGAGCGCAGCACAGAGAAAAGCCUCUCUUUGGUCGAGGCCUCGCAGCAGAAGGGAGAGACGAAGAAGAAGAAGGAGAAGGACUCGGCGGAGGACACACCCUCUGCCACCGCCACACCCGCCGCAGCCGCUGCCAAGCUUGACCAGCUUCGCCUAUCGGACACCUGCCGGUCAGUCGGCCGCGAGGCAGACGAAGCCGCCAUGAAGAGGAAAAUCGUAGUGGUUGAGGAGAUCGUGGAGGUGAAGCAGGUCAUUCGUCCAGAGGACGCCGGGGAGCAGCCCGCUCCUCCACCUGCACAACCCGAGGAGGAGGAGGAGGAGGAACUGGACCUGGAUGUUCUGGAAGAACUCGCCAUAGAGCGGGCGUUUUUUGCGGCGACGCUGCCGGGGUCCAGGGUGCGAGGGGCCUCACCUGAGGGAACCUGGGACCACUCGCUGGACGAGCCAGAGGAGAAGACAUGGCCACACUUCAUUGAAGCUGGGAUCCCACCUUUCUUUGAAGUGUGGGAGGUCUUAGGUCGGGUGCUCGCUGAGGGCUCUUCUGUCGCCCCUCCGCAUUGCCGCGCGGUAAUCUCCGGGGCUAUCCCCGACUGUUUGCCCAAUGAGAUUAUGCAGACCUGCAGACAUUCCAGCGAGGUGGGGCUGUUUGCUGAGAUUCAGCCUCGCCUCUUCCCCGCAGAGACGCUGUGGUGUGUGAGCCAGAGGCUUCACACAGGGAGCGGCGCCCCGAGCAGCGUCAUGGGUCUGGAUUGA